UACCUGCCGACUCGCUAAUUUACGCUAACCCCGAUCCGUCGUCGAUGCGCUAGUCUUCUCGGGUCUUCUCAACAAAGAGCUGAAGAAAAACUGCUCAGCAGUCCCCGAUCUUGCUGCUUUCCGUUGAAACCAGGAUUUCAAGAAGCAAAAGCUAGGGUUUCCCCCCCUCUCUCUCCCUGUCUCUGUAAUGGCAGGUAUCCAUCGAUCUUCAAGCACUCCCAUGAGAAAUAUACUUCCUCCUCAAGAGCUCCUCGACGAUCUAUGCAGGAUCUAAAGAUGGGGAAGAUGAUUGGUGGAGGACAUGAAUUAAAUGGGCUCUACUAUUACGAUCGUGGAAUAAAGGGAACUGGAGUAGCUUUGCAGUCGAUUUGUUCUGAAUGUACCACAAGAAGACCUACAAUCGUUCGAGAGGAUUUUAUUUCUAGUGGAGCAAGCACAUUGGUUCUAUGAGGACAACUCGAUGGAGCAAAAUCCAUUACUGAAGGCUCUCUCACUUAGAGAAUUCACAUCUUUGAUGUUUAAUAGCUGUGCUGCACUGAGGCCUUAUAUUGCACACAUUGAUGACAUAUACAAGGACUUCACUUCCUAUAAGGUUCGAGUUCCAGUAACUGGAGCAAUAAUUUUGGAUGAAUCUUAUGAACGGUGUUUACUGGUGAAAGGUUGGAAAGCUGGAGCAAGUUGGAGUUUUCCCCGUGGAAAAAAGAAUAAAGAUGAGGAAGAUCAUACUUGUGCCAUCCGAGAAGUCUUGGAGGAAACAGGUUAUGAUGUUUCCAAGCUUUUGAAAAUGGAUGAGUACAUUGAAGUUACAAUUGGACAACAGAGGGUGCGGCUCUACAUAAUUGCUGGUGUUAAGGAAGAUACUGUCUUUGCACCACUAACCAAGAAGGAGAUCAGUGAAAUUUCAUGGCACCGGCUUGAUGAACUUCAGCUGCUCAGCAAUGAUGUAAUAUCACGUGGAGCCAAUGGCCUGAAGCUUUACAUGGUUGGCCCUUUCUUGGUGCCUCUUAAAGAAUGGAUUUCGAAACAUCAACCAGCCACAGCUCAAAAAUCAGAUGCAUCUCUCAAAGGGGCGUGCGUGUGGAAGGCGAAGAACAAUUCUUUGGGAGGCACAUCAGCCAGUGAAGCUCUGUUGAUCAGACCUGGGUCGGAGAUUUAUAUGGUUGAUUCUGGCCCUGGUAAAAGCUUUAGAAAUUUCAGGUUUGACACAGCUCAGAUCCUAAGGUCAAUGGAGGCUGUCUUCUCUGCUACCUAAAAUGUAUUUCUAGUGUCCCCACGGUCCAAUAUAGCUGUUUGUUGAGUUCCCUUCGGGUUUUUGACUGCAGCUUGGAUCAAUGAUUGGGCUAUAGCUGUGUAUAGUGAGUGUCAAAUUUCUGUUCUCUUUGUGCACGGGUGUAUUUGCUCACCCAAUUGUGUGUUAUUUUGUAGAUUAUGGAUGAUAUUUUUAUCGAUGAGAAAAUUGGCAGGUGCUGCUUCUUUUUGAUGUAAAUGAGCAACGGUAAUUGAACUUUUGUCUGUCAA
Messenger RNA from Magnolia sinica, 1518 nucleotides. RefSeq names its product mRNA-decapping enzyme subunit 2-like. Gene Ontology annotation, molecular function: manganese ion binding; 5'-(N(7)-methylguanosine 5'-triphospho)-[mRNA] hydrolase activity; RNA binding. The record is from RefSeq and is a predicted model, not a curated record. The coding region runs from base 461 to 1252 and encodes 263 amino acids. The transcript is spliced from 9 exons. Lineage: Eukaryota; Viridiplantae; Streptophyta; Magnoliopsida; Magnoliales; Magnoliaceae. Gene Ontology annotation, cellular component: cytoplasm. Gene Ontology annotation, biological process: deadenylation-dependent decapping of nuclear-transcribed mRNA; nuclear-transcribed mRNA catabolic process, nonsense-mediated decay.